This is a messenger RNA of Vitis riparia (riverbank grape), 1144 nucleotides long. Its product is annotated as 2-Cys peroxiredoxin BAS1, chloroplastic-like. Gene Ontology annotation, molecular function: thioredoxin peroxidase activity. The transcript is spliced from 7 exons. Bases 77 to 898 code for a protein of 273 amino acids. The record is from RefSeq and is a predicted model, not a curated record. NCBI's taxonomy places the organism in Eukaryota, Viridiplantae, Streptophyta, Magnoliopsida, Vitales, Vitaceae. Gene Ontology annotation, biological process: cellular response to stress; response to oxidative stress; hydrogen peroxide catabolic process.
UAUCCUCUCGUCUAACCAUUCCUCAUCCCUAAACUGUAAGAGAGAGGAGAGAAGCUACUGCCUAGUUCUAUCUCCGAUGGCCUGCUCAGCUCCUUCAACCCCUACCGCUCUCCUCUCUUCCAACCCCAGGGCUUUUCCUUCCAAAUCCCUAUCUACCGUGGCUUCAUUUUCCAAGCCCCUCUCUCCCCAAACCCUAACCAUCCCCAAUUCCUUCAAUCCUCUGCGCAAGCCCUUUCAAUCUCCGGUCCCCCGCUCCAUUUCCUCCCGUGGCUCUCACGCCAGACGUAGCCUCGUUGUCAGGGCUAGUGAAGCUCCACUGGUUGGGAAUAAGGCACCGGAUUUUGAGGCAGAAGCUGUUUUUGAUCAGGAGUUCAUCAAGGUUACACUUUCAGAGUAUAUUGGGAAGAAAUAUGUGAUUCUCUUUUUCUACCCACUGGACUUCACAUUUGUUUGUCCUACAGAGAUCACUGCUUUCAGUGACCGCUAUGAAGAGUUUGAGAAGUUAAACACAGAAAUAUUGGGUGUUUCUAUUGACAGUGUGUUCUCGCACCUUGCAUGGGUCCAAACAGAUAGAAAGUCAGGUGGCCUUGGUGAUCUCAAGUAUCCCCUGGUCUCUGAUGUCACUAAGUCAAUUUCAAAAUCUUAUGAUGUGCUGAUUCCAGAUCAGGGAGUUGCACUCAGGGGGCUUUUCAUUAUUGACAAGGAAGGAAUUAUUCAGCACGCCACUAUCAACAAUCUUGCCAUUGGGCGGAGCGUUGAUGAGACAAUGAGAACACUCCAGGCAUUACAGUAUGUGCAAGAGAACCCAGAUGAAGUUUGCCCAGCUGGGUGGAAGCCUGGAGAGAAGUCCAUGAAGCCAGAUCCCAAGCUCAGCAAGGAAUAUUUUGCAGCAAUAUAAAGGGGAUAUUGUUAGCAUAUUAAUUGUCGUUUGGAGAGGUUUGAAAGAGUUUUUUACUCAUGUAGUGUUCAUUUAGUUGAGUUUUGAGAAGUACUUCCUGGGAAUGAACAUAUCAGACAGCAUGUAUGAUCUAUCCUGUUCUUUUUUUAAUCCAUUCAUGUAUAAAACAGUAUCGCCUCCCAUUGUUGCCUCUUUUUAAACUAUGUUUUGGGCUAAUCCAGGCAGGUCAAAACGCUAUUUGGAGUA